This is a messenger RNA of Phaedon cochleariae (mustard beetle), 423 nucleotides long. Lineage: Eukaryota; Metazoa; Arthropoda; Insecta; Coleoptera; Chrysomelidae. The record is from the annotation of a GenBank genome assembly.
AUGGGAGAUGGCGAUUACUACCACUUUGGACUUAGGUCAUCAGUAAUGGAAACAUUACACAAAUAUCCACCCAAGUCAGAUUGCACUAUUCUGAAUCUCCAAAUUAACGUAGAUGGUCUUCCCAUAUCAAAGAGUAGCACUAGUCAGUUUUGGCCAAUUUUGGGUAAUAUAGAAGAAUGUAGUAGAGAUUAUGUUUUUCCAAUAGGGGUUUACCAUGGAAAAAGUAAACCUAGUAGUUGCACUGAAUCUUUGAAGCGAUUUGUUGAAGAUUUUCAAGAGAUUAGUGAAAAUGGGCUUCUCUUUCAAAAUGAAAUGAAAAUACUGAAGCUUGCUAAAGUUCUUUGCGGUGCCCCAGCAAAAUCAUUUCUGUUAGGUGUUAAGAGUCAUAAUGCUUCCUUCGGGUGUACAAAAUGCACAACAUAA